Molecule: messenger RNA, 3084 nt
Organism: Drosophila takahashii
Lineage: Eukaryota; Metazoa; Arthropoda; Insecta; Diptera; Drosophilidae
Source: RefSeq, a predicted model, not a curated record
AUGAGCAAAUCCUGGCAUUUUCCACUGGUGGCGCUUUUUGCUCGCCCAGUGAGAAUGCCCGUCGCAGAAGCCCACAAAGGCCGGGGCAGGAAGGCAGCAGCUUCCGCAUCCGCAUCCGCCGCAGCCCGGAGGCAGUCCGCCGCCCUCAGCGAGGAGGAGGAUGGUUCCAGCAGCAACAACGUUCAGCCGAUGGACCAGGACGACGAGAACAACCGCGAUGAUCUUGAUCUCGACGACGACGACGGCGGGGAGGAGGAGGAGGAGGAGGAGCACGUCGACGAGGAGGACGAGGACGAGGAGCCGGACAGCAACGAGACCAGCGAGCCGGAGGAGCAGGUGGAGCCGCCGGCCUUCAGCCUGGCCACGCUGGGCCUGCAGCGCGUGGGCAGUGCCCCGCCCCCGAAGCCCAAGGUCCAGAAGGCCCCCAUCCUGACCCUGAACGCCCGCGGAAUGCCCGCCCGCAUCCGCAAGCGGAACCGCCUCUUCUACGACGAGAACAUCAUCAACGACGACAAGCCGCUGCGCAUGAGCCUGGCCCCCAAGAAGCUGCCCGGCCGCCCGCCGCUCUCCGCCGGCGGAGGCUCCGCCCAGAAGACCCCGCUCACGCCCUCCAAGGUGCUGAAGAAGCGCAAGGGCGUCGUCUCCCGCUACAUGCGAUCCAGUGAGCAGGGCUCCAGCUCGGCCAGCAGUCAGUCGGCUGCUGCUCCUGCUGCUCCCGCUGGUGGCAAGCACAAGAAGACGCCGUCGAAGGCUCAGUCGGCCAGCAAGAUGGGCCCCAGAUCCGGCAGAGGAGCCCACUUGAUCGGCGGCAAGGGAGCGGCUGCAGCGGCGGCGGCGGCGGCGGCUGCCGAGGAGGAGGCCAGCCAGGCGGAGGCCACGGCGCUGGCCAACAAGCGGCUGGGCCAGUCCAUCGGCCUGCGGCUGCGCAACCUGCUCAAGCUGCCGAAGGCCCACAAGUGGGCCAUCGCCGAGUGGUUCUACUCGUACAUCGACCGGCCGCUCUUCGACUGCCGCGACGAGUUCAUGAACCACGUGAACGAGCUGGCGCCGCGGCUGGGCACCCGGAGCCUCAACCGCCACGAGUGGGUGAACAUCCGGCGGCGGAUGGGCAGGCCGCGCCGCUGCUCGGCGAACUUCUUCAGCGAGGAGCGCAAGGAGCUGGACAGGAAGCGCCAGCUGAUGCGCACGCUGCAGUCGCGCAAGCCCGGCGAGUUCAAGGACUCGGUGCUGCUGGCGGACAUGCCGGAGAAGAUACCGAUGCCCCUGCCGCUGGGCACCAAGGUGACCGCCAGGCUGAGGACGCCCCAGGACGGCAUCUUCGCCGGCACGGUGGCCGCCUACGACUCCCUGAACGCCAUGUACCGCGUGACCUUCGAGCGACCCGGCCUGGGCACCCACGCCAUCCCCGACUACGAGAUCGUCUCCGAGAACUUCCACGAGAUGCUGCCGCUGCACAGCUUCACCAAGGACUUCCGGCCGAACCUGAUGAGCAUCUACCAGACGAACAACCUGGGCUUCACCACCAACCUGGGCUUCACCGCCAACCUGAGCAACAACUAUCUGCAGAAGAAGGACAAGGCGGGAGGAGGCGGCGGAGGAGGAGCAGCCGGAGCCAAGCAGCCGCAGAAGCACCUGGCCAGCAACAACGCGGCCGCCCGGAACGCGCUCAGCAUGAAGCUGAACAAGAGCGACCCCCUGCUGGGCCAGGACUGCGUCGGCGAGAGCCCCAUCCGCCAGCAGCUGGCGCGGCACCACGCCUACUCCAGCUCCCUGCUGGAGCACCUGGUGCACCUGGAGAAGCACAUCGCCGUCAAGGCGGACCGCAUCCAGCGGCUGAACAAGAUGAACGCCACCGCCGAGCUGGCCAUGGGCGAGAUGGUCAGCCAGGACGAGAACGGGGACCGCCACCGCCGCCAGAUCGCCGACAACUUCCAGCGGCAGUACGCCUUCAACAUCGUGUCCAUCGAGCGGCUCAACGGCGAGCUCAUGUUCGAGCUGACCAAGGUGCAGGAGAUGUCCAGCAGCCUGACGCGCAACCCCAACGUCCAGGCCAUGAUCUCGCCCACCUACCUGCGCGAGGAGUGCCGCGCCAAGGCCUCGCAGACGGUGGACGACAUCAACAAGGGCAUGGUGAAGAAUCCCCGCAUGAUCCGGCUGCUCAAGAACCUCACCACGCUGCUGAUCGUCACCCAGAAUCUCGGCGGCGACUGCGACGUCGGCGAGGUGAACAAGGUGCUCGAGGGCUGCCUGGAGGAGGUGCGCAGCAACCUCUUCUGCGGCGACAACAGCGAGGUCUUCCAGAAGAGCGUCCAGGUGCGGCUGGAGUACAUAGCCAUGGACAUUAGCAGGAGCUUGGAGGAGCGCAGCGCGAGUCGCAUGGCGGAGGGCGAUGACCUGAAGUCGCUCAAGUCGGAGGACAACGAGGGGGAUGCCGAUCAGGGGCAGGAGCACAAGCAGGCAGAGCCCUCUGGCGACACCGCCAAGACGAAAGCGAAGGGCCGCCCCAAGCAGGCCGAGAAGAAGGAGCAGGCGGACAAGGACCAGAAGGAGCAGCUCAUGGACACCGAGGAGGAGGAGGUGGAGGAGGAGGAGAAGCUGGACUCCGACGAGCACGAGCACGACACCGAGGAGCAGCACCUGGACCCCGAGGAGGAGCAGUCGCCCAAGCCGGCCGCCACCGAGGACACGCAAAUCACCAUCGAGUCGAUGAAGGAGUCGGAUGAGGAGUUCCAAUCCACAGCCGAGACGGAGGAGGAGGACGACAUGGUUGGCCUGGAGCAGCUGAAGAUGGAGGGGGACGAGGAGGAGGAGUUCCUGUACGUGAAGUAGCCGCCGAGGACCCAGGAUCGAGCACCGAGCACCAGACCCCAGCUCCUCCGCAUAUUCGCUUGCCGAAUACCGACUUUUUUUAUUUAGUUUAUUUUCCCGGGCGUUUGAACACGAGUGUGAGUGGAGAGUUCCGGAGAACGCGUCGCAAUAAGAAAUGUAUCAACAUGGCCCACGGAAAUCGCUGGGACCCCUUAACGUUUUUUUUAUGUAUAGCACCGACUUUGUAAGAGAGCCUUCAAUAAAAGGAAGUGUGAA